Molecule: messenger RNA, 1036 nt
Organism: Vigna unguiculata (cowpea)
Lineage: Eukaryota; Viridiplantae; Streptophyta; Magnoliopsida; Fabales; Fabaceae
Source: RefSeq, a predicted model, not a curated record
GCUCCGCAUCUCUAUCUCAUAACAUCUCAUUGCAUCAUCCAUUGCCAAUAAAUUGAGAAUAUUCAACCUUUCAUGUCAUCGUUUUUGCUACACCCUUUUGGUUCAGCUAUCAGAAAAAGGAACUGUAACAACAACUGACAACAAACAACCUGAAGUGAAGCAAAUACAAUGUCAGGUGUUUCAUUAGCCGUGUCUGGUCCUGAGGAACAGGGAAGCAUGACCUUCAUGGGUUCACUGCGCGUGAUAGAGCUUCAGCUGGUGGCAUUCGUGUUGGUUUUCUCAGCGAGUGGUCUUGUCCCUCUUCUUGACCUAGCCUAUUCGGGCCUCAUCUCCAUCUACCUAAUGCUACUCGCUCGUUUCGCAUUUCCCUCACACGGACAUGGGCCGGGGCCCAUGUUCCACGGAAGUAGGCUUUUCCAGAUGUACGUGGUGGUGGGCACCGUGGUGGGCCUGUUCCUGCCCCUGGCCUACGUGCUUGGUGGGUUUGCGAGAGGAGACAAGCAUGCGGUGCAGGCCUCGAGCCCACACUUGUUCUUGCUGUCGUUUCAGAUACUAAGUGAGAACGUGAUAAGUAGGUUUUCAAUGUUCUCGGCACCCGUUAGGGCUAUGGUGCCCUUAAUGUACACCGUGAGGAGAAUCUUUGUGGAUAUUGAUUGGGUAUCUGAUGUGUGGCUCAACCAGACUUUGGUCACAAACGCAAAUCUUCAGGAGAAGGCGUGGUUUUGGUUUGGUAGGGUUUUGGCUUUGGCUAAUCUGGUUUUUUUCUCCAUGAAUCUGUUUGGGUUCUUGAUUCCAAGGUUGUUGCCAAGGGCUUUUAUGAAAUACUUCAAAGAAAGGGGAGAGGUUUAUGCCAAGUCAAUGGAAGACCAACGAUUUGUGAUCAACAACAAAUCUCUUUCACACGACAACAAGUCACAUUAAUCAGAAUUGCAUGGAUUAGUAUGUCUUAUUAACACAUUUGUGCAUAUCUUAGAAACACUUGUUUAAGCAUAACAAUUUUAAAUCUCGUACCAAAUCUGACAUAUAUAUAUAUAUA